CGUCUCAAUGAUUCAAGGGGGGUUCGGAUCGUUUUCUCACAUUCUUCUGCGUUUAUCAAUCUCUCUCACCUUCCUUUCCCCUGGCCGCUUCCUCAUCUCUCUGGCUUCAAUUUCGCAGCCGAAAGCACCUGAUAAGGAGAAUUUCCAUCUAGGUUUUCUGGUGAUGUAUUCUCGUCAUCUUGUGUGGAACUGUGCGAGCAAAUUGUUCUGUUUCUGAGUUCAUUGGAGGUCCGUUUACCGCUCAGAUUUUUCCUUCACCUUGGGCUGAAAAUUUGAUAUUCCAGUGCAUUGUUAGUAAAGGGCUCUUCCCUUGUUAAUUGGCAGCUGAAUAAAAGAUCUACUUCAAUUUCAUUUGUGCAGAUAUGGCAACUAAUGAAAAUCUUCCACCAAAUGUAAUAAAGCAACUGGCCAAGGAAUUGAAAAAUCUUGAUGAUUCCCCUCCUGAGGGCAUUAAAGUUGUUGUAAAUGAUGAUGACUUUUCAACAAUAUAUGCUGACAUUGAUGGCCCAGCUGGGACUCCUUAUGAAAAUGGAGUUUUCCGUAUGAAGUUGUUACUAUCUCAUGACUUUCCACACUCUCCACCUAAAGGUUAUUUCUUGACUAAGAUUUUCCAUCCUAACAUUGCAACCAAUGGAGAGAUUUGUGUCAACACAUUGAAAAAGGAUUGGAAUCCUACCCUUGGUUUACGACAUGUUCUCAUUGUAGUCAGGUGUCUCUUGAUUGAACCAUUUCCAGAGUCAGCUCUAGAGCAAGCUGGCAAAAUGCUGCUCGAAAAUUAUGAGGAGUAUGCUAGACAUGCCAG
Messenger RNA from Prosopis cineraria, 802 nucleotides. RefSeq names its product ubiquitin-conjugating enzyme E2 22-like. Lineage: Eukaryota; Viridiplantae; Streptophyta; Magnoliopsida; Fabales; Fabaceae. The record is from RefSeq and is a predicted model, not a curated record.